Penicillium waksmanii is the source of this 1515-nucleotide messenger RNA. RefSeq names its product putative MFS monosaccharide transporter. NCBI's taxonomy places the organism in Eukaryota, Fungi, Ascomycota, Eurotiomycetes, Eurotiales, Aspergillaceae. Gene Ontology annotation, cellular component: membrane. The record is from RefSeq and is a predicted model, not a curated record. Gene Ontology annotation, biological process: carbohydrate transport; transmembrane transport. Bases 1 to 1515 code for a protein of 504 amino acids. Gene Ontology annotation, molecular function: carbohydrate:proton symporter activity. The transcript is spliced from 6 exons.
AUGGGCGCAUCGGGUCUGAAGCUCAACUUUCUCGUUGCCGGCAUUGCGACAUGUGCGUUUUGGCUUUUCGGCUACGAUAUGAGCAUCAUGGGCGGUCUCAUUACCGAGGAAUCCUUCACGACUGUCUUUACUGAAAUGAAUGAUGCCAAUAUCCAGGGAAUCGUGAUCGCCUCUUUUGAACUUGGUGCUCUUGUCGGUGCCCUCGCCUGCUUGGACCUCGGCGACCGACUCGGUCGUCGGCUGACCGUUUGGUUCGGUAUGCUAUUCAUGCUGGUGGGCGGCACUUUACAGACCAGUGCCUGGGCGAUAACUCAAUUGGUUCUCGGUCGAGUCAUCAGCGGCAUCGGUCUCGGCUUACAGGUUGCCACGGUGCCGUCAUGGCAGUCGGAGUGUGCGAAAGCGCAUAGUCGCGGACGCUGGGUCAUGAUCGAGGGUGGCUUACAGACAUUUGGUGUGGCUUGUGGCCAGCUUGUUGGUUAUGGCUUCUUCUUUGUGAAGGGUCAAGCGCAAUGGCGUACACCCGUGGGCAUUCAGCUCGUUCCAGCCUUGAUAGUCUUCGUUUUUAUCAAUUUUCUUCCUGAGUCGCCCCGUUGGCUGAUCAAACACGGCCUGAUUGAAGAGGGCACAUACAACCUGUCAAAGCUUCGGGCCCUGCCUAUCGACCACCCCGAAUUGGUCUAUGAACGUGAUGCAAUCAUCGCCUCGUUCGAAGCGCAGAUUGAACUUGCUCCAUUCUCCUACAGAGAAAUGCUGGAUAUGGGAAAGACCAAGACGUUCCAUCGUGUGGCUAUUGGAGUCUUCAUGCAAUCAGCGCAGCAAAUAUCUGGAGUCAAUUUGGUCUCGACAUACGCCAACAAGAUACUCCAGGAGUCGUUCGGCCUCGCAGCCAGCACAUCGCACCUCAUCGCUGCUAUGGGAGGUUUGGAGUAUGCUCUAUGCUCGCUUCUUUCUGUGUUGCUCAUAGAAGGCCUCGGGCGUCGUCGAGCCUUCUUGUGGACUACUAUCGGCAUGUCUAGCUGCUUUUCCAUCAUCGCUGGGCUUCAAAGCACGGAUUCGCGCACCUGCCAAUUGACCGCUGUUGGAUUCCUGUUUCUUUUCAAUUCCUUCUUUGGUCUAGCCUGGGUUGGAGGACCGUUUUUAUACAGCGCCGAAAUUGCACCUCUGCGAUGCCGCGCCCAGGCUAAUGCCUUGGCCAGCGCUGGCAACUGGUUGUUCUGCUUUGUGGUGGUCAUGAUUAUCCCACCCGCUUUCCAAAAUAUCGGAUGGAAGACUUACAUUAUCUUUGCUGUCCUGAAUGCCUGCUUCGUACCUAUCAUCUACUUUUUCCUUGUGGAAACCAGAAAGAGAAGCCUCGAAGAAAUUGAUGUUAUCUUCGCUGCGGGUGGUGACCCGGUCAAGAAAGAAAAGACAAUGCCGUAUAAUAUACCUAUUGAGGAGGCCCGUAGGAUCCUUGGGCUUUCUGAGAGUACCAUUAUUGCUGAAGUACUAGAACACAACGUGAAGACAUCAGAUUGA